AGGAGGAGGAGGAAGCAAAUAUCUCUCAUUAUAUUCUACUCUCUUUCACUUCUCAAUCUCUCAUCUCCCUUCUUCUCAUUCGCACAACACAAUCACAGUUUGCUCCCUCCUCCCCCUUCUUCUUCCUCGUUUCUCUCUCUAACCACUGCGACAUCAACCAGAAGAGAGAGAAAAUGGUAGCAGAAGCAGACGAUAAACGAACUCUCAUAUUCACUUACGGAACCUUGAAGCGCGGCUUCUCUAACCAUGUUCUCCUCCAAGAUCUCAUCCGCUCCGGCGACGCCGCCUUCGUUGGCGUCUUCCGCACGGCUAACAAAUACCCGCUUGUCUGUGGGCCCUACCGAGUCCCCUUCCUUCUGAACUUCGUCGGAUCGGGUCAUCAUGUCCGAGGCGAGCUUUACUCCGUGACGGCGCGUGGACUUGCCAAAAUGGACGAGCUCGAAGGCACCACGCGCGGCCACUACGAGCGCUUGCCGAUUGUGGUGUUUCGUGAUCCGGCCGAGAACGACGGCGAUGGUGAGGUGGAAUUCCGAUCGAUCGAGAACGAUGAUAUCGGUGACGGAGACGGAUCAUCAGGGCUGACGUGCGCGGCGGAGGCGUACUUCGCACACAAAAGCUACGCGGUGGAGCUGUGGAAGAAGAAUGAAAAGAGAGGGUUUGAAUGUUACACCGAGAAAGAGGCGAAAGGUUAUGUGAAGCGCAAAGAUAGGCCUCAGAAUCUGACGUUUCUGGAUCACAUUCGCUUGUUUGUUACUUCUGACUGAAUCACUGCAUCUAUUUUUUGCCCUUUUCGUUUCUUAGUUUCUCGCGCGAGAA
Messenger RNA from Neltuma alba, 816 nucleotides. Its product is annotated as putative gamma-glutamylcyclotransferase At3g02910. The transcript has 2 exons. Gene Ontology annotation, molecular function: gamma-glutamylaminecyclotransferase activity. The coding region runs from base 174 to 764 and encodes 196 amino acids. Gene Ontology annotation, cellular component: cytosol. The record is from RefSeq and is a predicted model, not a curated record. Lineage: Eukaryota; Viridiplantae; Streptophyta; Magnoliopsida; Fabales; Fabaceae.